Molecule: messenger RNA, 1463 nt
Organism: Physcomitrium patens
Lineage: Eukaryota; Viridiplantae; Streptophyta; Bryopsida; Funariales; Funariaceae
Product: protein TIC 62, chloroplastic-like
Source: RefSeq, a predicted model, not a curated record
GUAUCUGUAGCGUGUUUGUGGUUGCGUUUCUGAACCAGUUUGCAAUGACCGGAUGAACUUGGUUGCAGCGAUGAGACGCGAUGAGAUUUGGAGGAGAAUUGUGUUGCUUGAUAUGAGGUGUGAUUGGUGAAAACACAAGGCCACCGGAGCUUCUGUGUGAUUUGUAGGGGCUGGGCGGACAGCUUGUCUUGAAGUGGUGACGGCGAUGGCGACGUCAAUGCUACUUCGGGCUGGCCCCGGACCUGUGAUGCAGAUGCCGGUAUCGCGAGCACAGGGAAACGAAAUGCACACUACGCUGCAAUCUCCAUCAAUCGGUGGAGCGCGAAGCAUUGCUGCUGGUCGGAGCGGUCAUGCCAUGUGCAGCAGGGAGAGAGCUCUACUCAAAAUUCGAGCUCAGAGUGGCACCCAGGAUGUGACGAAAGAGGCAUCAAGUGACACCUCGAAGCUAGAGGCGGGGAAGAAGAACAACAAUGUUGUGUUUGUGGCUGGAGCCACAGGCAAAGUUGGAUCAAGAACGGUCAGGGAGCUUCUCAAAUCCGGUGUUCAAGUGCGAGCAGGUGUUAGGGAUGUUUCUAGAGGGCAAGCUGUACUUAAGGCGACAGAUAAGAGUGAAAGUUUGGAGUUCGUGAAGUGUGAUCUGGAGAAUGACGCGAUCGAAAGCUGCUUGGGAGAUGCUGGGGUUGUUGUGUGCACAAUUGGUGCAAGUGAGAAGGAAAUCUCGGAUGUCACGGGUCCUUAUCGGAUCGACUACAAGGCCACUGAGAAUCUGAUCAAAGCUGCAACAAGUGCGAAAGUCAACCAUUUCAUAUUGGUUUCGUCCCUGGGUACAACAAAGUUUGGAUGGCCUGCUUCAAUCCUCAACUUGUUUUGGGGUGUUCUUAUUUGGAAAGCCAAAGCAGAAAAGGCUCUAGAGGAGAGCGGUUUGUCUUACACCAUAGUGAGGCCGGGAGGAAUGGAAAGGCCAACAGAUGCUUACAAGGAAACCCACAAUCUGAUCCUCGCUCCCAAGGACACCUAUUCUGGUGGUCAAGUGUCCUCUCUUCAGAUAGCAGAAUUGAUCGCCGCUUGCGUGAGCAACUUGGAUCUAGCUGGAAAUAAAGUUUUGGAAGCGAUAGCAGAAACCACUGCACCAUUGCGACCGCUUAAGGACCUCUUAGCUGAAGCACCUUCACGAAAGUGAACUCAAGGGAAAAUCCAGGCCAGAAACACACCCUUUAACCACGAUUGUUGAUAAAGGCAUGUUCAUUUUUAUGUUUUAGAAGACUGAAUGCAGAGAUGGUUGUGUAGCAGUUCUGGAAAGAGGAUGUGUUCUUUUCUCGCCAUUUGUUGGAUUCGUAACUGAUGUGAUGCAGCAUCCCAGUUGGUUUUAGAGCUCGUUCGAACAUGAUUCGAAUGUAUUGUACAUGUUGUGUUGCAGUAAGAUGGAGCAUAUUUGGUUGUCGGACUAUCGUGUCGGUGAAGAA